AUGAAUCAGACCGAUGCUCCCCGGCCACUCAACUGGACCAUCCGGAAGCUGUGCCAUGCCGCCUUCCUCCCCUCCGUCCGACUUCUUAAGGCACAGAAAUCAUGGAUAGAAAGAGCGUUUUACAAGAGAGAAUGUGUUCAUAUCAUACCCAGCACCAAAGACCCCCAUAGGUGUUGCUGUGGGCGUCUAAUAGGUCAACAUGUUGGACUGACUCCAAGCAUCUCCGUUAUUCAGAAUGAGAAAAAUGAAAGCAGGCUUACUCGCAAUGACAUCCAGUCGGAGAAGUGGUCCAUCAGCAAGCACACGCAGCUCAGCCCGACGGACGCUUUUGGAACCAUUGAGUUCCAAGGAGGAGGCCACUCCAAUAAAGCCAUGUAUGUACGUGUUUCUUUUGACACAAAGCCUGACCUUCUUCUGCAUCUGAUGACCAAAGAGUGGCAGCUUGAGCUCCCUAAACUUCUCAUCUCUGUGCACGGGGGCCUUCAGAACUUUGAACUUCAGCCAAAACUCAAGCAAGUCUUUGGAAAAGGCCUCAUUAAGGCUGCUAUGACAACUGGAGCGUGGAUAUUCACUGGAGGAGUAAACACAGGAGUCAUUCGACAUGUUGGAGAUGCACUGAAAGAUCAUGCCUCAAAAUCUCGAGGGAAGAUCUGCACCAUUGGUAUAGCUCCCUGGGGGAUUGUGGAAAAUCAAGAGGAUCUGAUUGGCAAAGAUGUGGUCCGACCAUACCAGACGAUGUCGAAUCCCAUGAGUAAGUUGACAGUGCUCAACAGUAUGCAUUCUCAUUUUAUUUUGGCUGACAAUGGCACUACUGGUAAAUAUGGAGCAGAGGUGAAACUUCGUAGACAGCUGGAAAAGCACAUUUCACUUCAGAAGAUAAAUACAAGAAUUGGUCAAGGGGUUCCAGUGGUGGCUCUCAUUGUAGAAGGAGGUCCCAACGUUAUCUCCAUUGUUCUGGAGUACCUGCGAGACACUCCUCCUGUUCCCGUUGUGAUAUGCGAUGGCAGUGGCCGGGCAUCUGACAUCCUUGCCUUUGGUCACAAAUACUCUGAAGAAGGAGGACUUAUCAACGAGUCUUUGAGGGACCAGUUGCUAGUUACCAUACAGAAGACUUUCACAUACACCCGAACCCAGGCACAGCACCUCUUCAUUAUCCUCAUGGAGUGCAUGAAGAAGAAGGAGCUGAUCACAGUAUUUCGCAUGGGAUCAGAAGGACACCAGGAUAUUGAUUUAGCUAUCCUGACAGCAUUACUAAAAGGAGCUAACGCAUCUGCUCCCGACCAGCUGAGCCUAGCAUUAGCCUGGAACAGAGUAGACAUCGCCCGCAGUCAAAUCUUUAUUUACGGGCAACAGUGGCCGGUGGGCUCCCUUGAGCAAGCAAUGCUGGAUGCACUGGUGUUGGACAGAGUGGAUUUUGUGAAAUUACUCAUAGAAAAUGGAGUAAGCAUGCAUCGUUUUCUCACCAUCUCCCGGCUAGAGGAAUUGUACAACACGAGACAUGGACCAUCCAACACUCUGUACCAUCUAGUCAGGGACGUCAAAAAGCGAGAAUAUCCAGGUUUCGGUUGGAUCUAUUUUAAGGGAAACUUACCUCCUGAUUAUCGGAUAAGUCUGAUUGAUAUUGGUUUGGUGAUAGAGUACCUGAUGGGAGGAGCAUAUCGCUGCAAUUACACCCGAAAGCGGUUCAGAACACUGUACCACAAUUUAUUUGGGCCCAAGAGGCCAAAAGCCCUGAAACUGUUGGGAAUGGAGGAUGAUGUCCCUUUGCGGCGAGGGAGGAAAACAACAAAAAAAAGAGAAGAAGAAGUUGAUAUUGAUUUGGAUGACCCUGAGAUCAAUCAUUUCCCCUUCCCAUUCCAUGAGCUGAUGGUGUGGGCUGUGCUGAUGAAGCGUCAGAAGAUGGCCCUCUUCUUUUGGCAGCAUGGGGAAGAGGCUAUGGCUAAAGCACUGGUGGCCUGUAAACUCUGCAAAGCCAUGGCCCACGAAGCAUCAGAAAAUGACAUGGUGGAUGACAUAUCCCAAGAGCUGAACCAUAAUUCCAGGGACUUCGGCCAGUUGGCAGUGGAGUUGUUGGACCAGUCAUACAAGCAGGACGAGCAACUGGCAAUGAAACUGCUGACCUACGAGCUGAAGAACUGGAGCAAUGCCACAUGCCUGCAGCUCGCAGUGGCAGCCAAGCACAGGGACUUCAUUGCUCACACUUGCAGCCAAAUGCUGCUCACAGACAUGUGGAUGGGUCGUCUCCGGAUGCGCAAAAAUUCUGGCCUAAAGGUAAUUCUAGGAAUUCUACUUCCUCCUUCAAUCCUCAGCUUGGAGUUCAAGAACAAAGAUGAUAUGCCUUACAUGUCCCAGGCCAGUGAGAUCCAUCUUCAAGAGAAGGAGCCAGAGGAACCAGAGAAGCCAGUGAAAGAAAAAGAGGAGGAGGACAUGGAACUCACUGCAAACAGCAGGAGCUGCCCACAGGACCCCGUCUGCAGGCAGGCAGAAGGACCUGCCUACAGGACCCAAUAUGCAGGCAAGCCGAAGGAGCAGCCCACAAGAUCCACCUACAGGACCCGUUUGCAGGCAAUGCUGGGACGAGGGAAUGGAGAGUCCUCAAGAAAGAAAGAGGAAGAGGAAGUUCAGAGCAGGCACAGAUUGAUCCCUGUUGGAAGAAAGAUUUAUGAAUUCUACAAUGCUCCCAUCGUUAAAUUUUGGUUUUACACACUGGCAUAUAUAGGCUACUUGAUGCUGUUCAAUUAUAUAGUGUUAGUGAAGAUGGAUCGCUGGCCAUCUACACAGGAAUGGAUUGUCAUCUCGUACAUUUUCACUCUGGGAAUAGAGAAGAUGAGAGAGAUAUUGAUGUCAGAGCCUGGGAAACUGUUACAGAAAGUAAAAGUUUGGCUCCAGGAGUACUGGAACGUUACUGAUCUCAUAGCUAUCCUCCUGUUCUCCGUCGGGAUGGUGCUCCGUCUGCAAGACCUGCCACUCCGGAGUGAUGGCCGAGUAAUAUACUGUGUUAACAUCAUUUACUGGUAUAUACGGUUAUUAGACAUCUUCGGAGUAAACAAGUAUUUGGGACCAUACGUUAUGAUGAUUGGGAAAAUGAUGAUAGACAUGAUGUACUUUGUCAUCAUCAUGUUGGUGGUUCUGAUGAGCUUUGGUGUUGCAAGACAGGCUAUUCUCUUCCCCAAUGAGGAGCCUUCGUGGAAGCUGGCGAAAAACAUUUUUUACAUGCCUUAUUGGAUGAUUUAUGGGGAAGUGUUUGCAGACCAGAUAGACCGUAAGCAAGUUUAUGAUUCUCAUACUCCAAAGUCAGCUCCUUGUGGUCAAAAUGAAACCAGAGAAGAUGGCAAAAUAAUCCAGCUACCUCCCUGCAAGACAGGAGCAUGGAUUGUUCCUGCCAUCAUGGCCUGUUACCUCUUGGUUGCAAACAUCCUUUUGGUGAACCUCCUCAUUGCUGUUUUCAACAAUACAUUUUUUGAAGUCAAAUCCAUAUCCAACCAAGUAUGGAAGUUUCAAAGAUAUCAGCUAAUCAUGACAUUUCACGAAAGACCUGUUCUCCCACCGCCUCUGAUCAUUUUCAGCCAUAUGACUAUGAUAUUCCAACACCUCUGCUGCAGAUGGCGGAAGCAUGAAAGCGACCCAGAUGAGAGAGACUAUGGAUUAAAACUUUUCAUAACUGAGGAUGAAUUGAAAAAAGUCCAUGAUUUUGAAGAGCAGUGCAUAGAAGAGUAUUUUAGAGAAAAGGAUGACAGAUUCAAUUCCUCCAAUGAUGAAAGAAUCCGUGUCACUUCUGAAAGGGUAGAGAACAUGGCCAUGCGACUGGAAGAAGUAAAUGAGCGAGAGCACUGCAUGAAGGCCUCUCUGCAGACCGUUGACAUCAGGCUUGCUCAGCUGGAAGACAUGAUGGGACGAAUGGUGACCGCCUUAGAAAAACUGACCGGCAUAGAGAGAGGUGAGACGACCAAGAUACGAUCCAGGACCUCAUCCGACUGUACUGAUGCAGCCUACAUUGUGAGGCAGAGUAGCUUCAAUAGUCAGGAGGGAAAUACUUACAAGCUUCAAGAGAGCAUAGAUCCCACGGGAGAGGAGUCCAUGUCCCCAACGUCUCCUACGAUCAUGCCCCGCAUGCGAAGCCACUCUUUCUAUGCAACAAAUAUGAAGGACAAGUGUGGGCUGGAAAAGUUUGAAAGCAUUUUUAAGGAAAGAUCUCCAAGCUUGCAUCGGGCUAUCAGUUCACACUCAAUAGCAAAAGAAGGAAAGGUUCCCUUAGCCCCUACCAGCACUUUGUCAAUUGCCCCAGACUCCAGAAGGCCUUCGUCUUGUAUAGACAUCUACGUUUCUGCCAUGGAUGAGAUGCAUUCUGACACAGAGCCUCUCGACAGCUCCAUAAAUAUUCUUGGUACCGGAGAUGCAGCUCUGCAGGCUCACAUAGCCUCUUCCAUUUUAGCUAACAGUGCAUACAUUAGCAGUACACCUGGUGACAAAAUUUCUGGCAGGAGUCUUGAUUACGAGGAAACCUCUGGAAUAGAAACUAGAGCAUUUUCUUCAGACUAUUCGCAAAUCACAGAUUGCCAAAUGCCCUGGGAUUCAGACCCUCCCUUGUAUCACACUUUAGAGCGAUCUAAAAGCAGUCGUUAUCUGGCUACAACUCCAUUUAUUCUGGAGGAAACGCCAAUUGUGAAAUCUCACAGUUUUAUGUUCUCUCCAUCUCGAAGCUACUUCAGCAGCCUUGGCAUCCCAGUCAAAACAGCAGAGUACACAAGUAUUACGGAUUGCAUAGACACGAGGUGUGUGAGCGCUCCCCAGGCCAUUGCAGAGAGGGCCAGUUUCCCUGGAAGUCUCGGGGGCAAAGUGGAGGACUUGGGAUGCUGCCACCCAGAGAGAGAAGCUGAACUAAGCCACCCAAGCUCUGAUCAUGAGGAUACUGAGGCCAAAGACAGGAAGGGGAUCCCCUUAUCUCCUCAAGACAGCAAUGCUACAAGAACGCUGACCAACAGCAUCCCACUUCCAAAAAUAGAGCGGGCCAACAGCUACUCUGCAGAGGAGUCCAACAUGUUGUAUGCACAGCACACGCGCAAGAGCUACUCUAUCAGUGACAAACUUGACAGACAGCGAAACGCAACAGGCCUGCGAAACCCCUUCCAGAGGAGUAGGUCCUCGAGACCAGAGAGCAGAGGGGACAACCUGUCUAUGAGGAGACUGUCAAGAACAGGAGCCUUCCGCAGCUUUGAAAGCAAGCACAGCUAG
Molecule: messenger RNA, 5232 nt
Organism: Aptenodytes forsteri (emperor penguin)
Lineage: Eukaryota; Metazoa; Chordata; Aves; Sphenisciformes; Spheniscidae
Gene: TRPM3
Product: transient receptor potential cation channel subfamily M member 3
Exons: 27
Coding region: 1-5232 (1743 amino acids)
Biological process (GO): protein tetramerization; monoatomic cation transmembrane transport
Cellular component (GO): membrane
Molecular function (GO): monoatomic cation channel activity
Source: RefSeq, a predicted model, not a curated record